GCCAUUCAAUGGAGGACGGUCUGCUGGAGAUCAUGACUAAGGACGGCGGCGAUAUGCCGGCGCCUCUGGAGGUGUCCACUGUGCCGGCCGUGGGGGACGUGAUCUCCGGGGAGUACAACGGCGGCAUGAAGGAACUGAUGGAGCACCUGAAGGCCCAGCUGCAGGCCCUGUUUGAGGACGUGAGGGCCAUGCGGGGGGCCCUGGACGAGCAGGCUUCGCACAUCCAGGUGCUCUCGGACGACGUGUGCGCCAACCAGCGAGCCAUCGUCUCCAUGUGCCAGAUUAUGACCACGGCGCCCCGCCAGGGCGGCCUGGGCGUGGCCGGCGGCAAGGGGAGCUUCCCCGGCGCCCCCCAAGAGCCGGACAACCCUCCGCCUGGGGCUGGGGACAGCAGCUUUAGGGAUCACGACCCGGAGGACGACGACGACGAGGACGAGGAGAAGGAAGAGCCCAGCCCCGCCACACCCACUAGUCACUGUGAGCGUCCCGAGAGUCCUUGUGCUGAUCUCCUUGUGGGGGACGGGUCACUUGUGGAGCCCUUCGAUCUGCCCGACAUUACCCUGCUGCAGCUGGAGGGCGAGGACUCCCUGUGAGGGGACUCCGGGGGCGCCUCUCCGGGCUGGCUGAGGGUUUCCCAGUGCAUGACGCGAGGGGACUGAGCGACGCGAUGCAGCAUGCUUCACUCUGAUGGCUGCUCUCGUGGGUCAGGCAGAGAGAGACUCCCGAGCAAGAACUUGGAGGGUGAAGGACUUUGGGAGCACCAAGAAUGCUUUCUUUUCAAACAAGCGAGAGGUAGCCAGCUUCAGAAAGGCGAGGUUCCAGGAAAGGAAGCGCUCAUCUCUGGAUUCUUAUUCAUCCCCUCCCCUCUCCUUAACUCCUUCCCCAGCUAACAGGAGAACCCCUGACUUGUGUAAAUAAAAUUCUGCUUUUUCUACUCUGAAAAAAAAAAAAAAAAGGACUUCUCUAAGACUCUGACCAAUAAUCUCUAAAGAUUUAUAUAGAAAAUAAGGAAUUGGGGUAUAUUGUUCUGGCAACAGGACAUUUACCCUUCUGCUGAAACCCACCCAAGAUACUCAGUGUUCUGCAAAAGCCUUUGCCCCUCACAGAUCUUUGCGGCUGCUGAUUGGUAAAGGAAGCUUGAGAGGGAACUGCAGCCCCAGGAAUCUAGGUGAAUGGGGUUCCAAGGGCCCCUGGGCUGGGAGGAGCUGGCUAUGAAUGUGCAUGAAGACCUGAUAGCUCAACCUCUAGGAUUUUGCAUGCCGAGUGGAUCCUGCCUUGUCACUGACUUCAUCUGGGAUUGCUUUUCCACUCACUGGGGCUUAGAGAACAAAGAGCCCAGCCCACAGGCAGAGAGACUUGGGUGUUCAGCAGCGGCCCAGAUUUAGGGGACGUUUGAGGGACUCUUGGGAACCGCAGUCAAAGGCUCUCUCUUCUGGCUACACCUGCUUAACUUGAGUUCCUUUUCCUGCUGAUAUAUUCCUGCCCGCUGCCUCAUAGUGUUGCCUCCAUGACGUCUUGUGCGUGUAUGUGUGCCCACUUGUGCAAUAAGUAGUGUGUGAGCCCUGAGGGGCAGGGCUUAUGGCUCUGGUGUUAGGUUUAGGGGGCUUCCAACCCUUUUGUGAGUCCCAAGCUAUCAUGGCAAUUUCUCCUUCCCCCCCUACUUCCCCAGGGCAUGGAGCAUGUGGCUGUCCUGAGAUUCCUUAACUGAUAUGCUUCCCUCCUGCCUCCUUAAGUGGUGACUUUGUGUGCCCUUCCCCCUCCUUUGUGUAUCCCUUCUCUAUGCUUUCCUUGGUGUUAACCUUAAUAAAGAGGUGUC
Molecule: messenger RNA, 1816 nt
Organism: Elephantulus edwardii (Cape elephant shrew)
Lineage: Eukaryota; Metazoa; Chordata; Mammalia; Macroscelidea; Macroscelididae
Gene: CCDC184
Product: chromosome unknown open reading frame, human C12orf68
Exons: 1
Coding region: 9-593 (194 amino acids)
Cellular component (GO): cytoplasm
Source: RefSeq, a predicted model, not a curated record